CUUCUGAAGAACUGGUUUCUCCGGCCACUGGCCCUUGACCGUCUCUCCUGGGGCCAUGGGUCUGGGCGAUGCCUCCUGAGCCAGUGGCCGCUAGGGCAGAGCUUGAAGGGACUGUGACUUCCAUGUUGUCCUUCUGAAGAACUGGUUUCUAUUUGAGAUUAGAGUUAUCAUUUGUGUCAUCGGGAAAGGGCCAAAGUAGCUCAGUCCCUGCCCCAAAGCCUGAGACCCUUAACGAUGCCCCUGGGGGCUGAAUUCCAGGACUGGGAAGUCAGUCUGAGGACUUUCCUGGCCCAGCAGCUGCAGCCUGUUGACAGCAGGUGGCGCUGCCUCCCCGCAGACGCAGCCAGGCAGUCCUUGGCCUGCUAGACGUCCUGCUUCCUGGACGGGAAACUGGGGUCCCCUGAGCCUUCCCUCCUCCUUCACCGUCUACAACCUUGAGCUCCCAUCCUGGGGUGGAAGUCACAGCAAAGAGCCCUGGGGCUGAGCGGGCACCUGCAUCCUCCCGUCCCCAAGGCCACCUGGAGGAGCCUCCCCUAAGCGGGUGAGAGUCCCCACCUCCUGUCAUUCUGCGGAGGGUGGGCUUGGGACCAGGAGGCCCUGCAGAGGUUGACAGGGCUGCCUGGCGUGUGGAAAGCCGCCAACGGCCUGUGCUGGCCAGAGUGGGUUCUGGGACGCCUCCGCCUCACACAGCCAUGACAGGAUGCUGCGUGGAUGCUGCAGUUGGUCAGAUGCCGCGGUCCCAGCACAUCGCACUCCGCAGACCCGUUCUUGGCUGCUGCACCCCACCCUGUGGCACAAGGGCUAUGACAUGCACAGGGCAGGACUGGCGUGUGGGCACCGGCAGUGGCCAGUGCUCAGCUCUCUCCCGCUGCCCCACCAGGUGGCCCUGGCUCCUCAGCGUCCCCUGGCUGGGGCACCGCACACCCACUGUGUGCUAGCACUGGAGCUACCCGUGGAGGUGAUUCUGGAUCCAGCCUGUACCUUGAACAGCAGGGCAGCUUCUGCAGAGCUUCACCCCACUGACAAGCCCUGGCCCACAGCACCCUGGGGAAGCCACAGAGGGCCGAGCCGUCCGCCUGCAGCAUGGGCGCCCAAAAUGGCAGACUGGGUGCUGGCUGAGGGGGCAGUUCCGCCCGCCGGCCGAUCAGCCCUUCCGGGUUGCCCGGAGCCUGGAAGGUCAGACUUUCCCUCUCACCCUCAGAUCUGGCAGAUCUGGCCUGGACUGAGCCGGGCCUGGUCCCCAGGGACCCUGGGCCCGUUUCCCCAUACAAGUUCUCGGGAUUCUGCCACCCGCCCAGCCAGCCGUAACGUGGGAGACACUGCUGAAAGGAAAACACGGCCGGAGACAGCUGUGAGCUUGGGACAUUCAUUGCCUGGGCCAGAUUAUUGAUAAUUUUGAUGUAACAGCAUUGGAGAAAAUGUCCCCACGUCCAAAAUGUCAGCUCUGACAAGACA
Fukomys damarensis (Damara mole-rat) is the source of this 1455-nucleotide messenger RNA. RefSeq lists its product as uncharacterized. The coding region runs from base 701 to 1390 and encodes 229 amino acids. The record is from RefSeq and is a predicted model, not a curated record. The transcript has 3 exons. Lineage: Eukaryota; Metazoa; Chordata; Mammalia; Rodentia; Bathyergidae.